CCCGAUACGGUCAUUAAGCCAAAGAUGGCAAGUGCAGCAAGUAGGAAAACAGCAACGCGGAUGCCAUCUCGCACGAAGUUAACGUCUAAUAAUACGAACCAAACUAUGAUACAACCCCAUGAGUUUGUCGACAGAUUGCUAGAUCUCUCAAACUGCACAGAUAAUCUACACAAACAGUUAACAAUGACCUUACAAGCGAAACAGUCUACACGUACGGAUACUUUACCAAAGUCUGAGCGUGCUACUUUGGCUUUGAGGUCAUGCAACGCUUGCUUGAAAUCGUUUUCUAGUGUCUCGAGAUCUCCAACUAAGGACGGUUUGAAAAUGGAGAAUCUGCCUCAUUUAAUUGCAUCUGCUAGACUUUCACUCGCCACAUUACGUGAACUCGAAGAAUCAUUACCUACAAAGGCGGUUGAUAUUUGUAGAGCAACGUUAAAAUGCGUUGAGGAAUGUAACCUUCUGGGAUUUACAAAAUCCGCUUUGCUAGAGCUCAUUGCAUUGCAUCCUUUCCUCUGUCGUCAACUAUCUAAUGAAACAUCAACACCAGUACAGAUUCCACCAAACAAGCCACAAGGUAUACUGGUCCACGUUAUCCCUAAAGAAAAGAUUCCAGUUGAUUUGGCCAGUGUACAACUACUUUAUUAUCAGUUAUCAAUACGGAUACUUCUCUCGUUACCAAAUAUAGAUCUACUGGCAAUGUCGAGCGCUUUAAGUAUCAACGGUUCGCUCAUAUCUCAAUUACCUUCACUUAGGCAAUCUUUACAAAUGGAGCCAUACGCGAAUGGAACAACUACAUUGUUUAAGCUAUUAUGUAGAGCAACUACAGAGCAAGAAAAGCCAUCAUCUUCAACUGCACUUAUUCACUUUAAAAUUAGGUCUAAAGCUUUAAUGCUUAUCAAUCAUAAUCAUAAUUUAGAUCUCAAUUUGUGGUGGACUCAAGGCUGGAAGUUUGGUUUAUCUUUAUUGAGAUCAGCUGAAGAUGCUUUGGUACCUUACACAAACGUGGUGAAACCUUUUUGGUCUAACAUGAUCGAGUUUGCACAAGCGCGUAAUCAAUCUAGGUUCAUGGAAGGAAAAGGAUGGAUAGACUUUUGUGAAGGCUGGAUGAGUAUUGCUAAGAAGCUCGAUGAUAUCUCUUCAUUACAACUGAUAGCAAAAUUACUUUCAAAUGAUACAAACAACUCUAACGAAGAUACUGAUGAACUUGCAUCCGAUUUGUCAGCAUUGACACUGUCAGCUGAUAAAGAGAGUCUAUUUACAAAAUACAAUGUAAUACUGUUAACAACUACUGCAAAAUUGUCAUCGAAAUCAAGCCUUGACGAUUUGAAAGAUCGCGAUUAUUCGAAUAUCAUUCACGUACUCGACUCUUUGAAGCAUCUAGAUCUAGAUGAUAUUAUGUUUUGCAAAGCUGAAAGAAAUGUCGAUGGUAUACGUAGGGUAAUUUAUAACAGAAUAGCUGAAAUGGGAGAGAUGAAUCCACAAUGUGAAAAACUCUGUGUAUUACAAAGUUAUUUAGCUCUUUGGACAGAACAUCAACUACAGAAAUCAAGAUCUUUAUCACCUCCGUUACUUUAUGGUACAUUAGAUUCUUUAUUACAGUUAGCUCAACUUAGAGUUAAUGACAGUACGGAAUCAAUGAAUUAUCUUAAUAGAGCUCUAGCCUUUAUUGAACCGUUGAAAUCACCACAAGCUAACAGAUUGGUUGCGUCAGCAUUUUGGAAUUGGUCGUGUACAUUAUUCCAGGAUGGCAAAGCAGGUACAGAAGCGGACUGUAUACCAGCAGUUGAAAGCUGUCUGAAAGUUGCAGAAGAUGGUAUCGCUAUGUGCAAUGAAACAAUAGCAAGACAUCCCAACGAUGGAUUUAAAGGUGAUCAAGAGAUGUUGAAGAUAAUGAUCGACCAACGACCAAAACGCUAUGAACUUUUGGCUAUAUGUUACUCAAAGGUACAUGACAAUCAAUCAGCAUACGAAGCUUUCUGCAACUCAAUUUUGUCUUCAUUACAAACUACUUCAUCACCAAUCAAUAGAGAGAUAGACAAGCUUGAUGAUUCUCAUAGCUAUUCAAUACUCGUAAAGAAGGCUAUGCAGAUUGGUCUAUCUAGACUUAUGUUACCACCCCAGGAUCUGUCUUUAUGUGCUCGCGCUGAAAAAUUAAACAUCGAUCAAGACGUUAAGUGCACAUUAAUCGAACUACAAAUCCGUCAAAUUGAGGAACGCGCUUGGUCCGAUCAGAAUGCUUCUUCUGCAGUUAUCCAUAUGAUUUUGGAAUUGAUUGGAUCGGCUGGUUAUGAUAUAUCGAGGAAUCCACUAAAAAAAGCGAGAAUACUUUUGAGGUUGAUGGAACAAAUUGUUUUGGGACCUUCAGUUGAUCUUGAAGGUAUUCACAUUCCAGCUGUUGAAGUUCUAUUUGAAGAGGUUAGGUCGUGUGUACAACGGGAAGAUUAUGUGGAAGAUACAUCAUUGAAGACAUCUACUAUGAGUUUUAUGUUGUCAGCUCAUAUGUUCUUAGCAAUUUAUUAUUAUAGAUCGAGUGAUACACCAUUAGAAGGAUCAUCCUCAGCUUUGAGAGAAGCAAGACACACAAAGGAGAUCUUAAAAACUAUCUUAGGUACAGGUGGACCUAGAAGAAGCUCCAUUCUGCGGGAUAACAAUUUAAGAGCAUCUUCAACUCAAAAUCAAACGAGAGAAAUCAAUAAUCCAUCAUCAAAGACUAGAAGUGUUUCAACGAGACAAACUACGACUACUAGAGUUACGCGUAGCCGUCAAGUACCAGCCAGUCAAACUUCGAAAGCGCCAACAGGCCGUGCGACUAGACCUACGGCGGCUACGAGGCGAGUUGUAAAGCCAGCAACAACAAUAUCAAAAUCACUUAAGUCUAAUGAUGAUGUCAAAUCUACAGAUUCGAAUAAUAAUCAAUUUGAUGAUAUUGAGAGAUGCUAUAAUUCUCUGAGAUUAUUGACUGAAAUGCUUGGUAUUUUAGGUCAUACGUUCCUCAGACUAGACUUUCUAAAACUACUUCGUAAAAUCUGUCAAAGUCAACAAAGAAAAUCAGAAAACAAAUGUGAAGAUUAUUUACUUGCAUCAACAACUUUAGCAGCAGAGUACGUCAAAAUUGGUAAAAUUUCUCGUGCAGGUGCCGUAUUUGCACAAGUUGCCUCAAUGAAAGAAGUUCCCGCAAAUAAAACAUCCGUAUCUUGGAUUUCAUCUCAAAUAGAAUUCAAUUUAAGAUACUCAGAAUAUUUAGCUAUAACUGAAAAUCAUGAGAAAAGUAUAAUGGCUUAUAAUGAUGCAUUCGUACUCAAAGAGCUACUCGAUUCAACGAUUGAAAAGGACUCCCAAAAGAAUCCAUUAUCUCGUACACUUCAAUGUGAGCGUGUUGCAAUUGCGGCUAGUGUUUAUUCGAAGAUCGCAUAUUAUCGUGAAGACGUACCAACUACACUGAAAUAUCUAGCUCAAGCACUUAGAUUAUAUAAUAAUGCAGCUCGACAUAUAUCAAAACUUACACCAAAGAGAGAAUCAAGAUCUAUGAGAGAUGACAAUGAUCCCUUCUCAAUGGAGGUAGAUGAACCUAAUGAAAGUCAAAGUUCACCACACUUGAAUGUAUUUGAAAAUAGGAAGUGUACUGGUAUUCAUUGGAGAAUAUCUCAAUCAUUAUUAGAUUGCUUGAUAUUGUUGUCUUCGAUCUAUACUAGUAGAGGGUCAUCAAGAGAAGCUGAAUUCUUUUUAGGACAAGCAAAUAAUCUAACGGAAACGCUAGCAUCACCCAACUUUGACGCGAAGAUUAAUGCAGCGAAAGCAGAGCUCAAUCUAGCACUAAACGACUUAGAUCAGUCAAAGAAAGAUAUUGAUAAAGCAUUAUAUUCGUUAGGAGGUCAAGAUGAUACGGAAUCAUCCGUUUUAAUAAAGAAAGCUAAAGGAGACUUGCAGUUUAGAUUAGAAUCAAAUGCUGAUGCAUCCGCUGGUUAUUUAUCAGCUUGUUUAAUAUUAGAACGUUUGGAUAAAGUAUACAAUGAAAUAGAGACAUCAACUACAUCACCGAAGAAGUCAAACAAUGAUUUCGUAAAUGAUGCAACAAUUUAUGAUCCAAUUUUACCAGAGAUAUUUGGACAUCUCCUUCGUCAAAGAAUUUGGUUAUUGAGUGAAGAUGAAAAGAACGCAGAAAGUCAAAAAUUACUUGACAAGUUGUUUAAUUUCCCUACAAAUUCAAUAAAUAAAGCGGAAGAGAAUCUUUUAUUAGGUAAAAUGAGGUUAAGAGAGGCUUACAAUAGUUUUCAAAGUGACUUAUUUAUGUCUUCCUUAUCUGAUGCUCUGAUUUCUGUACCUUGUGGUUCAGUUGUUAAUGGCCAUGAUUCUAACUCCCUCAAUUCACGUCAACCAAGUAUAGAAACAUUGGCAGAUGCAGAAAAGUUCUUUAUGAGUGCACUUGAACUAAAUAUUGAUAAGACCUCAAUAAAGGAUAUACGUCAAGCAUGCUUAGGAAUCGCGUUAAUAAAAUCAUUUCAAACCUCUCUAGGCAAAGUCAGUAAAAAUAACUCGAGAUUAGCAGCAACGUAUUUAGAUUUGGGAUCUGCUGUAACUUUACGUAGAGAGCUAUUAGAAGUAAUUGACAAUAAAUUGUCACAUUCUGAGUCAAGGAAUGAUAUGGAUUGGCCUGGAAUUGAUCAGUUGAAUCAAAUAAAGUCAUUAUCACCACAUAAGAGAAAUUCAAAACGAUUGUUUAUACCUUCACCUUCGCCAUUAGGUUCACCAAUGCAUGAAAGUGAAAAUUUAUUUAACGAGGAUUUGUCAAUAAAUAAAUAUUGGGAAGAUAUUAAGUCGAGACAUUUACGUGAAUUCAAUAACCCUGAAGAAGGGUUAGUAGAAACUAUAAAUCAAUUACCAAACAAUUAUUCAGUAAUAUCGAUUUCAAUUACGGAUGAUAAAAAGACAAUGUUCGUUGUUAAAUUUCGUAAAAAUUCUGAACCAUUACUGGUUUCCUUACCACUGGAUAAUAGACAAAAUAAACGUGAAGGUGGUGGUGAAGAAGGUGCAUUCACAUAUCGAGACGCAAUAGACGAAUUACAAAGUAUUAUAGAAGAAAGUGAUAAAUCUAUUAAAUCCGCAAGUGAUGGCCAAGUUAUAACUGAUGAUGACAAAGUAGAUUGGUGGAAUUGCCGUAAACAUUUGGAUUCCAGAAUGAGACAAUUUGUUAAGAAUAUUGAAUUUUGCUGGUUAGGUGUAUUCAAAAGUUUAUUCUUAAAACCAACAGCUAAAAGUGAGAAUGCAUUGAAUGGUUUAAGAGGAUGUUUAGAGAAGGUUUUCAAAAGACAUAUACAUUCAAAUGGUAGAAAAAGAUUAAAUUCCAAAGUCAAACUGGAUGAUGCACUCUUAGAAUGUUUCUCAGCUUUGCAAACUAAUUGCAAAGAUGAGGAAUUAGAAGAUCUAAUUUACUUCGUUUUAGAUAUUCAUGGUUUCCACGGUAUACAGUUAGCACUAGCUGAAAUUGAUAUUGAUCAAGCAACAGUUGAUAUACGUAGCGCAUUAGAAGAAUAUAGUAAUAAGUUCUCUGAUGAUAAUCAAGUAGAGGAUGACCAACAUACUUUCAUCAUCUUGGAUAAAAUGACUCAAACAAUGCCAUGGGAAUCAAUACCAACUUUGAGAAAUCAGAGCGUUUCUAGAAUCCCUUCAAUUGGAUUUUUAAGAGAUAGGAUGGACUUAAUAAAGCACCUUCAUCAAGAUAAAUUCUAUGUUAACCCGAAGAAGACGUUUUGUUUGAUUAAUCCAUCUGGGGAUUUAAAGCGUACACAAAAGAACUUCGAGGGGUGGUUUACGAAACUUAAAGAAAUUGGUUGGAAAGGUAUUACCGGCAGAGAACCACUUGAAGUUGAAAUUGCAAAUGCACUAGAAACGAAUGACUUAUUUAUAUACUUUGGUCAUGGUGGUGGUCAAAAAUACAUUAGGUCACAGAAGAUACGUAACCUCAAGAAAUGUGCUACAACGAUGUUAUGGGGAUGUUCUUCAGGCUCUUUGAAAUCUACUGGCGACUUUGAUUCUUAUGGUAAUCCAACGAAUUAUUUGCUAGCUGGUUGUCCAUCUUUGGUAGCUAACUUAUGGGAUGUAACUGAUAGAGAUAUUGAUAGAUUAUCUCAAAGCGUUUUUGAUAAAUUGGGAUUGAAUUAUGAUUCAAUUUCUAAUAAUAAGUGUCAAGAUAGUAUUACAAUAACAGAGGCAAUAGCAAGCUCGCGUAAGGACUGUAGACUAAAGUAUCUCACUGGUUCAGCCGUUGUUGUUUAUGGAAUACCAAUCCAAUUAAGAUAGAUGAUGAUAUAAAAGUAAUAAAUAAAUGAAUCGAUAGUUAAAUUAAACAUAUACGAAAGCAUUUGCUGAUUUAAUAAGUAUGUAAAAGUUAGCAGCGAUCCCGGCAAACCAUGCAACUGUUCUAAGUGCCUGAGAUUGAUAUAAGUUUAGGUAUUAUCUAAAAAGAUAUGGAACUUACUGCAGAUCUUGGUGAUUGCUGAAAUGCGUAAGCUAAUGAAAAAAUGAUACGUGUUGCAAUGCUUGAAAGUGAUUGUCAGAAUGUGAAACAAUAGUUACAAUGACUAACAAGAAAAUUGCAAAGUGGUUACGAGUUACAACAUGCAAGUUAGCAAUGUUAGCUAAUAUCAAACUAGUAGCAAAUAACGGGAAAGUCUCAUGUGCAUUUUGG
Molecule: messenger RNA, 6685 nt
Organism: Wallemia mellicola CBS 633.66
Lineage: Eukaryota; Fungi; Basidiomycota; Wallemiomycetes; Wallemiales; Wallemiaceae
Exons: 7
Coding region: 25-6297 (2090 amino acids)
Biological process (GO): meiotic chromosome separation; proteolysis
Cellular component (GO): centrosome; cytoplasm; mitotic spindle pole body
Molecular function (GO): cysteine-type endopeptidase activity
Source: RefSeq, a predicted model, not a curated record